CCGAUCCUCUCUCUCUAUCGCAAAGCCUUUCUCUCUCUAAAAUUCGCUCUCUUUCUCAUACCCAGAACCAGGGUUUACGAGUAACAUUUGAGGAUUGGGAAUGGAGAAUCGGAAUGAGAUUGUUGCUGAGUCUCGCAUUCCUGAGGAAAAUAUUGUGGAAGUUGGGGUUUCUGAGGAGAGGGUAGAGGAGAAAGCCGUGCUUCGUUCUGAUGGAUUGGGAUUAGAUAAUUGGACUGAGAUGGUCGCUGAGUCUCGCCUUUUGGAGGAAAAGAUUGUGGAAGUUGGGGUUUCUGAGGAGAGGGUAGAGGAGAAGGCCGUGGUGGGGUCUGAUGGAUUGAAUGAACCGGAAGCGGAGGAGGUUUUCGAGGAGGCAAUGGAUACCCAGGAGCAUUUGGAUGAGCAGGGGAAGAAAGCUGAUUUGGGCGAUCGAAAUGAAGAAGAGAAUGCAAAGAUGGUUAGUGCCGAGGGUUCGUCAGUUGUUGAGGAGGUCCCCAUUGCUGGUGAUGAGGUUGAGAAUUUUGAAGAGGCGAUUGGGGUUCCUGGUGAGGUUGGAGAACACGAGGACUGGGUUGGGGAUGAGGAGGAGGAAGUUAUUAGUGCCGAAGAGAAGGCGAGAGAUUUCACUUGGGGGAACAAUGUUGAGGAGGCUGCUGUUGCAGGCGGGAUUGAUGAGGGAGGGACUAAAAUGGAAGAUGCGACCAAUGAUGUGAAUGGACUGGGAGAUGAUGGGUUGGUGGGGACCUCAGAAGAUGGGCUAAAAGUGAUUUCCGAGAUUGUAGUUGGUUCCGAGAUACAAUCUACAAAUGCUGUAGAUGAGGUCAAGGAGAACUCUCGUAUAGUGACUGAGGAUGAGAAAACUGAAAUUGAUGAUGCUGGUAAUGUGAAUCAGGAGAAGGCGGUCGCAGGUGAAGAUUUUGGCAAUGGAGCUGCCUCUCUUGAUUCUCAUCAGGAAACUGAGUCCAGUAAGGAGACUUCAACUGAAGCUGAUAAUGUCCAGGUGUUACAUGAAAAUAUUUUGGUUGCUGAAGAUCGAAAUGGCAAUAUUAUAAAUGAAUCAGACAGGCCAAGUAUGGAGUUUCAUGAUGAUCAGGGUGUCAAGCCGGCUGAAGAAGCUAUGGAUAGCGAACAUCAGGAACCUGAUAGUAGCGGACCAAAAUAUGGUACGACUAGCGCUGAUUCAAUACAUAAUGAUGAUAGUGCAGAACCACAAAACUCUUACAUAGAUACCGAACAAAAAAGUUACAGGAAUGGGGAAGCGGAAGAUUCUUCUGCUGGACUUCCUUCUGAACACAGUGGAGAAACUUCUGAGCUGAAAAGCAGUUUAGACGGCACACAAUCAUCUACUCAGGAUAAGGCAGUUACAUCAGAAGAAGUUGUAAGCAUGCCCUUCUCUGAAAAUUCUACAAUAGAGAAGACAGAGGUGAUUCAGGCCAGUGCCACUGACUUGAGAACUGAGAGUUCGAAGGCUAGUCAACCUGAACAAGUUAGGGACGUUCAUGUUGUCUAUGACAACGGCACGGCAAAGGAGCCAGAAAAGAAAGAAGAGAAGCGCAGUACUCAAAUGAAUAGGCCACAUGAUAAACCAACACAAGGGCAACCUUCAUUACCUGCAGGGCAACCUUCAUUACCUGCAAGGCCUAUCAAUCCUGCUACCUCUCCUGCACGACCAGCCGGCUUAGGGCGUGCUGCACCUCUCUUGGAACCUGCACCUCGUGUUGUGCAGCAGCCUCGGGUAAAUGGUACCGUAUCUCAUACACAGAACCAACAAAUUGAUGAACCUGUUAAUGGGGAUUCAGAGGACUAUGAAGAAACUCGUGAAAAACUCCAGAUGAUAAGGGUAAAAUUUUUGCGGCUUGCGCAUAGGCUUGGACAAACUCCUCAUAAUGUUGUUGUAGCUCAAGUUUUGUACAGACUGGGUUUAGCAGAGCAACUGCGUGGGAGAAAUGGAGGUCGUGUUGGGGCCUUUAGCUUUGACCGUGCAAGUGCCAUGGCCGAGCAACUUGAGGCAUCAGGGCAGGAACCCCUUGAUUUCUCUUGUACUAUUAUGGUCCUGGGAAAGACAGGGGUAGGUAAAAGUGCAACCAUCAAUUCAAUAUUUGAUGAGGUGAAGUUUGGCACCGAUGCCUUUCAAACGGGUACAAAGAAGGUUCAGGAUGUUGUGGGAACUGUGCAAGGGAUCAAAGUACGGGUCAUUGACACACCAGGCCUUCUUCCUUCAUGGUCUGACCAGCGUAAAAAUGAGAAGAUUCUUCUAUCUGUAAAGCGCUUUAUCAAGAAAACACCUCCAGAUAUUGUUCUGUAUCUUGAUAGGUUGGACAUGCAAAGCCGGGAUUUUAGUGAUAUGCCACUGUUGCGCACUAUAACGGAGAUAUUUGGCCCUUCAAUAUGGUGCAAUGCAAUUGUGGUUUUGACCCACGCCGCGUCCGCUCCACCUGAGGGUCCUAGUGGUGUUCCUUCCAGUUAUGACAUGUUUGUCACUCAACGAUCUCAUGUUGUCCAGCAAGCCAUUCGCCAGGCAGCUGCGGAUAUGCGACUGAUGAACCCUGUUUCGUUGGUGGAGAACCACUCUGCAUGCAGGAUAAAUAGGGCUGGACAGAGAGUGUUGCCAAAUGGUCAGGUUUGGAAGCCACACUUAUUACUGCUCUCGUUUGCAUCAAAAAUUUUGGCAGAAGCAAACGCACUUCUAAAGUUGCAAGAUAGUCCACCAGGAAAGAAUUUUGCAACUCGGUCUAGGGCACCUCCUCUGCCUUUCCUUCUUUCUUCUCUGCUACAAUCAAGGCCAGAGUUGAGGCUGCCUGAAGAGCAGUAUGGUGAUGAUGAUGAUCUAGAUGAUGAUUUGGAUGAAUCAUCAGAUUCUGAUAAUGAAUCAGAACUUGAAGAGUUGCCACCAUUUAAACGUUUGAGCAAGGUCCAGGUGGCUAAGCUUUCUAAAGCUCAAAAGAAUGCGUAUUUUGAUGAGUUGGAGUAUAGGGAAAAGCUUUUGAUGAAGAAACAGUUGAAGGAGGAGAAAAAACGGCGGAAGAUGAUGAAACAAAUGGCAGCUUCAGUGAAGGAUCUGCCGAAUGAAUAUGGUGAUAAUACAGAGGAAGAAAGUACUGGUGCGGCAUCUGUCCCUGUUGCCAUGCCAGAUUUGGUAUUACCUGCUUCAUUUGAUUCUGACAAUCCCACCCACCGGUAUCGUUAUCUCGACUCUUCCAACCAGUGGCUUGUGAGGCCUGUCCUAGAAACUCAUGGCUGGGAUCAUGAUGUUGGUUAUGAAGGAAUAAAUGUGGAGAGAAUUUUUGCGGUUAAAAACAAAAUACCUCUAUCUUUUACUGGCCAGGUUUCUAAGGAUAAGAAGGAUGCCCAUCUCCAAAUGGAAGUGGCGAGCUCAAUAAAGCAUGGUGAAGGCAAAGCAACUUCAUUAGGAUUUGAUAUGCAGACUGUUGGGAAAGACAUCUCUUAUACUCUGCGGAGCGAGACGAGGUUUAGUAAUUUUAGGAAGAACAAGGCAACUGCCGGUAUCAGUGUUACAGUCCUGGGAGAUUCAUUAUCAGCUGGAGUUAAAGUGGAAGACAAGUUGAUCGCCAAUAAACGGUUUCAGGUGGUUAUGACUGGUGGCGCAAUGACCGGCCGCGGUGAUGUUGCUUAUGGCGGCAGCCUUGAGGCACAGUUGAGAGAUAAAGAUUAUCCGCUGGGUCGCUCACUAUCAACUCUUGGGUUUUCUGUCAUGGAUUGGCAUGGUGAUCUUGCUAUAGGAUGCAAUAUACAGUCUCAGAUUCCAGUUGGACGCCACACAAACUUAGUUGCUCGUGCAAAUUUGAACAACAGAGGAGCUGGACAAGUUAGCAUUCGCUUAAACAGUUCAGAACAGCUUCAACUAGCUUUGACUGCACUCGUUCCAAUACUCAGAUGGUUACUUGCUUACCCCCAGCAAUUGCAGUUUGGGCAAUGAUCGUGGCGGUUAUAGGUCUAUUGAAUUCAUCUCUUGUCAACCCAGAAGCGUUUUCCAUUAGUUUCUUAUAGUGAUUUUAGCUUCCUUAAUUAGAUAGUCGGAUUUGGUGAUUUUUCCUGUAAGCUUCUGGACCAAGUUUUGCUAUUUUCUGUUCAAUCAGACCUUUAUCUAAAUUCUGUGUGAAAAUUAUUUCA
Molecule: messenger RNA, 4128 nt
Organism: Morus notabilis
Lineage: Eukaryota; Viridiplantae; Streptophyta; Magnoliopsida; Rosales; Moraceae
Product: translocase of chloroplast 120, chloroplastic
Exons: 2
Coding region: 101-3934 (1277 amino acids)
Biological process (GO): protein targeting to chloroplast
Cellular component (GO): chloroplast outer membrane
Molecular function (GO): GTP binding; GTPase activity
Source: RefSeq, a predicted model, not a curated record